CAGGAGAACUUGAUCUUGACCAACACGUUUCAUUCAUGGGAAAAAACCUUACAAUUAAACCCACAUUCUGAGUUAUAACUACCAAGAAGGUUUCUGCAACAAUAUCCACUGCCACUCUUGGAUAUCUUCUUCCCACAUCAACAUUUUGGGAUCUUUUUUUUGCUUUAUUAUUAUUGUUAUUAUUUUUUUCUCUUCAUUUUUUUCCCACUCCUGGGAUUAAAACUUCGCCCAGUGCGUGUGGUUGCCCCCUCCUUUCCUGAGAGGGUGUAGAGUCAAAGUUGGCCCGGAGAUGCAGUCCCUUCUCCCGCUUGCUGUGUAUUGCAUCAGCCUGGUUUCCCUCCAGCAGCUGCUGGCUCUGCCGGCAGAGGAGCGUCCCGACAGGAACAGGUUGGACCUCCUCAACGAGCUCAUGGACCCGAGAGAGGAUAAAGCCUCGGCAUCAGGAAUCCAGGUCCACAUCGCCGUCCCCUCUUCAGCCCCCAGCCGCCCCCCAAAAUGGCUGCCAGAGUUCCUGAAACACCAACCAGCUUCAGGAGUGAGAACAGCUUCGCCAAGCUUGGCCUGGGCCCGACCCGCUGAGGCUGCACCGACCGAGCGGAGGGCGCUGAGAGCUCGUCGACAUGCCCACUCGGGAUCACGGAAUGGUCACCACAACCCCCACCACGCCCAGCUGAUGAGAGUAGGUUGCGUCUUGGGCACCUGCCAAGUGCAGAACCUCAGCCACCGGCUCUAUCAGCUCAUUGGUCAGAGCGGCAGAGAAGACUCAUCCCCCAUCAACCCCAGGAGCCCCCAUAGUUAUGGAUGAGUUAGUUAGAGUUGAUUCCCCCAAACACCCACAGCAAGUCUGUCUAUAUCUCCAUUUAUUUAUCUUUUAAUGUAUUACUGGUAGUCUUUGCAUUACAGUUUGAUGUAGUCCAUAACUUUUGUUAAUCUGUCUCAAAAUGACAAUUAAACUCCCCAUAAAUGACUCUUCUCUUUGUGUGGAUUGAUGGAUUUGAAGAUUCAAGUUCAAGAUCAUGACUGACUGAUUCAUUUUUUGAAACAUCCAAUAUGAGUUCUCCCACCAUCCUGAGAGCUUUUGAAGGACUCGUCAAAGUCUUUUUGGUUCACCCUCCUGAACGCUCAAAAGAAGCCAAGAGGCCUCAGUUUGACGUCUUAAUCCUGUUAAUAUAAGAGUGAAGGCUUGUCCUCAACACUUUCCAGUGGCCUGGUCCUGUCUGCCAACUGACCUCCCCAGCGGUGGUUAUUCCGCAACUCAUUGAUCAAACACUUAAGCCCUUAAUGUGGAUUUCAACCUGCACACAGAGCCGGAGCCCUGUCACAACCAAUGACCACGAAAAUGACUCAAUGAACCCUUUUACCCCAUUUUUUGAGCCCACCUUUUUGUCAACCUUGGAACUCCCAGAUUGUUUCACAAUAUGAACACUUUCAGUUGAACUGAGAAUUCAUCACUCAGCAGGAGCUUUUGUUCCAGGACCACAGUUUACAUUUGAAACCAGCCACAGCACUCGGGUCACACCCGAGUUUAAGAGCAUUCUGAGUCAGGACUUAACCACAUAAACUCCACACUGAGAAUGAGAAAGAAGAGGGUCAGCAUCCAGUGCCUUGGAGGGAAUGUGUGCAGAAACUCAUUUCCUAAAGGAUCAGUUUCAAUGUUGCAUUACAGUAGCCUAGUGGCCAACACAGUAGGGGGCUUAGUGAGCCUUGGAGCCAUGGAUCAGGGCUCCGUCGUCCCACUGCUGGCAUUUUCCCUGCCAGAGGCCAAGUCUGAAAUAUUAGCCUUUUCACGUGAUUCAUAAGUUCCCCUUGCAAGUCGGGACUUUGGGUUGACAGCAGUUUAAUAAAACUGACCCAAUCACUUCUGGCAUAUGUACCGCCACAGCAGGAGGGGGGGCCCUCAGCCUCCCACGGUCUGCACAUGCAGUGCUUAUACAUAAAUAUAAAGAGCAAGGCAUGAGGCUUCCACACAUAUGCACACAUUUCCCCUUACUUCAAGCAUAUUUUGGUAUUUUCCAGGCUCUUCAAAGUUAAUCCUAUGAAAAGUAAUGCACUGAAUUUCGUAAUUAUCCCCGUAAGAUUGGAAGGCACAAACCAAGGUGUUCGUUUUUGUUAUUUUAAGACUGAAAUUUUUCUUUUUUCCUAACCCUAAAAAAAUUUUUUUUUAUACUAAAUUUACCCAAGGAGUUCCCAUUACCAUGUUACAAGCGCGUUUUGAACAGUGACCAUCACAGGUUUAAAACAGCGACUAUUAUUUUGUAAGAUAUAAUACGAACCGCGUUGCAUACAUUUUUUAAGAAAACGUAAACCCAUUCAUGAAAAUACUUUACAUUUCCUAAAGUAACAUAGACUAUUAAGUUGGAAAAGACAUGUUACUGAAUAAUUUUAAUGCUGUUUUCUAAUGCUGGGAGCCCCACAGACAACAGUCCAUGCAACUCCUCUGUGUUGGGCUAGAGGUGGAAAUCUCUAAAAGUUGGCAAAUACACCAGCAGUAAGUCAACUUAAUGUUGCAGAACAAUGGAGAAAUAAAGUUCAGCGCUUCUUGCUGUGGGGACCCUUGUUGUACUAAAACCCUGAUUUAAAAAAAGUUUGAAUGCUGCGUAAGACGUAAAGAAAAACAGAAUGCAACAAAUUCAGAAUGAGUGUACGUAUUUACAAUUUGAGCAUUACAUUUCUUGCCUUUGUACUGUAUUCAACUGAAUGUAGGUCGCAAAGGAUUUGCAAAUCACUGCAUUCUGUUUUUAUUACACCUUUCACAGCGUGCCAUCUUUUUUGGAAUUUGGGAUUGUAACUUAAAUGGGUUUAAACUUGUCUUAAGGCGGCUAAAAGCUCUACUGUUACAUUGUGGGUUUCUUAUGAGACACCACAGCAACCAAAAUGCUAGGUGUGCCCAAGUUCAAAUAUGUACACAAAAAAGCAAAACACAGUCAAAAAUAUAUUUCCUUUUCUCUAUAUAUGUCCCACUCUAAAAUGGUGGGCGUGCGAUGGACUGAGAAUAACUGAGGUCAAGCUCUACUUACCAUGCAUGCUAAAAUUUGACAAGCCUUAAACUUUCCAAAAUAUGCAAGCAGAAGUAUAAAACUCACAUUUUAUGGCAAAAAACAAUUAAAUACAUAUUAUUUACAUACUUCUAAACUUCUAUUCCAAGACUUUUCUUUAGGGUAGCCUGAUCUUAACGUGCAGAGUGUUUUAUAGUAGGAAUACAUAGCAAACUGUUGUCCCAUUUAGAUGAUAAUAUCUUGUGUUUAUUUUGCAUAUAAUUGAAAGUUUGGUAUUCUGAAGAGCAUUAGUUUAAACCCACCAAAUACCUGGUAAUACUUGACAAAUCAAAUGACUUUACAUGUGAUCUACAUCAUAUAAUAAUGUAUUAUUUUAUAUCUUAAUCUGUAUCUUCUGAUUUUACUUGUGUCUUUUUCCUUUUUCAUCAACCUUUUUCUUUUUUACAUUUAGUCUCUCAGCCCCAUCUCGGCUCUUGUUUCUCAUCUGUCUGUAAUCAUGGAGGUCACAGGGUAAUAAUCAGUGGUUCUUAAGUCUUAAAUCUAAUCUGUUCAAAGGCUUGCUGAGGUGAAACAUGCCAUUCUCUCUGCUGUAAUGGAGCUAAUCGAUGUCUCGUGACGGAUCAUUAAAAAGGCUUUUCAAACGCUGAAAAAUCCUGGUGGAUCUGUCUACUUUUUAAAAAUGUCCUAUUUCAGACACACUUUAUGUGUGCUUAUGUGUUGAGCUGCUGUAUGUGGCCUAUCAGACACUUAUCUCCUGUGUUUGAUCUGCGCUCUGGACCAUUGUGCUCCUUUUUUUUUUUUUUGCGCAGUAUGUUUUUGUGACGUCAGAAGUUGCGUCACAUUAAGUUGCGUGAGCAAACUGUGCACGACCGCGAAUACCUCCCCGUAGAAACACCUAGAGCUUCUCUGGUGCAAAGAGGAAUGAGUGCAGUGUGUAAACUGUUUCUGUUAGUUUUGUAAGAUAUGUGGUCGGCCUCAGAAAGUCACAUGAUCUCCUGUAGGGUCACAGGAAAGCACUUUAAAUGCAAACACGUGUCAGUAGUUUCUCACAACUUGAAUCUCACUCAUUGUAAUGAACUUGUAAAAGUUUGACAUGGCUCCUCUUGUAAAUGUUGCAUUUGAGAUUGUCUGCGAGUGUGUUUGAAGACGUCAGUGCACUCCAUGUGGCGUCAGGAUGACUGUGAACGUCGUGUGCACCUGUGAAUAUAUAUAUUCAGCCAAACUAUUUAAAGAAAGUUAUGUAUUUAAGUUAUCUUUGUAUGUUAAUAUCUGUUUGUCACCAAAGACUAUUUAUCUCACAUUUUCUAGUGCUCCUUAAACAUGACCUUAUGGUAGGAAAGUCUUAACUGUAGUUAAAAUGUAACUGUUUGUCAAUGUCCUUUACUCUGUAAAAUAAAGAACUAUACUGUAA
This is a messenger RNA of Centropristis striata (black sea bass), 4407 nucleotides long. It is a transcript of the gene adm2a, whose product is annotated as adrenomedullin 2a. Gene Ontology annotation, molecular function: hormone activity. Bases 290 to 805 code for a protein of 171 amino acids. The record is from RefSeq and is a predicted model, not a curated record. Gene Ontology annotation, cellular component: extracellular region. Lineage: Eukaryota; Metazoa; Chordata; Actinopteri; Perciformes; Serranidae. The transcript is spliced from 3 exons. Gene Ontology annotation, biological process: adenylate cyclase-activating G protein-coupled receptor signaling pathway; positive regulation of heart rate; regulation of systemic arterial blood pressure.